Penicillium cataractarum is the source of this 948-nucleotide messenger RNA. RefSeq names its product putative 3'-5' exonuclease (gene rex4). Gene Ontology annotation, molecular function: 3'-5' exonuclease activity; nucleic acid binding. Gene Ontology annotation, biological process: ribosomal large subunit assembly; rRNA processing. Lineage: Eukaryota; Fungi; Ascomycota; Eurotiomycetes; Eurotiales; Aspergillaceae. The transcript has 2 exons. Bases 1 to 948 code for a protein of 315 amino acids. The record is from RefSeq and is a predicted model, not a curated record. Gene Ontology annotation, cellular component: nucleus.
AUGGACGCAACAACCCUUUCCAGCAACUGGAAGAAGCUACAGGCCACACUCAACCAAGGCAGUGCCGUGAAAAGUACAUCAACGGUCAAGCGCAAGGCUGCAGACCGCGACUCGGCGACCGUGUCUGUGAAGAAACGCAAGUUUGUCGAGAAAGACCAGUCUAAGGCACGAACCUCCCAGAGCACCUUCAGGAAACGGAGGAUGUUGGAUGAAUCUGCCAAUGCCGGCCUAGAGGGCACCGACUCGGGCUCAACGACAGUCCGGCGAAGAUCCAGCACGGUCGCGUCUACUCCCACAGUCCCAGUAUCACGGACUGCAAAGGUGAACGAGGGCCGUUCUCCAAGUGCGGAAAUCGGAAAAUACAUUGCCAUGGAUUGCGAGAUGGUGGGCGUGGGUCCCAACCCCGACAACGACUCGGUUCUCGCCCGUGUCAGUAUUGUCAAUUUCAACGGUGACCAAGUUUAUGAUUCAUACGUGCGACCGAAAGAGAUGGUGACCGAUUGGCGGACUCAUGUCAGUGGCAUUGCCCCCAAGCACAUGGUGGAAGCCCGCACGCUGGAACUGGUCCAGAAGGAGGUUGGAGAGAUCAUGGAUGGACGUGUGUUGGUGGGCCAUGCGGUCAGCAACGACCUGGAUGCAUUGCUCCUGGGCCACCCGAAGCGCGACAUUCGCGAUACCAGCAAGCACCCGGAGUACCGCAAGAUCGCCGGCGGUGGAUCCCCACGACUGAAGAUGCUGGCCGAGCAUUUCCUGGGGUUGAAGAUUCAAGACGGGGCUCAUUCGUCCGUGGAGGAUGCGCGGGCGACGAUGGCAUUGUAUCGUCGGGAAAAGGAUGCGUUUGAACGGGAGCAUCUGAAAAAAUGGCCGGUGCGGAACGCGCCCGUCAGUUCGACGACGGGUGAGCAGAAGAAAAAGAAGAAAAAGAAGAAGACCACGCGCAAGCGGUGA